AUGUCCUGCUCCAGCCUGUGCGUCCCCAGCUGCGGGGUGGCCACCCCGGCCCCUCUGGCUGACACCUGCAACGAGCCCUGCGUGCGGCAGUGCCCCGACUCCACGGUGGUGAUCCAGCCCCCGGCCUCGGUGGUCACCUUCCCCGGGCCCAUCCUCAGCUCCUUCCCGCAGCAGAGCGCCGUGGGCUCGGCAGGAGCUCCCUACGUCGGAGGCGGCUUCGGCGGCUCCUCUGGACGCCGUGGGGGCUCCGGGGGCUACGGAGGAUUUGGGGGUUAUGGAGGCUUCGGAGGUUAUGGAGGCUUCGGGGGCAGCUGCGGCGGUUCCAGGUCCUUCGGGGGCUGGGGUUCGGGGGGUUCGGGGGGUUCGGGAGGGUUUGGGACGGUUCUGGGGGGCUUCGGGAGGGUUCGGGGAUUCGGGAGCCACCACCCCCAGCUGGCCAGACCGGGCAACCUGGGCCAUGCAGCGGGGAUCGCUGCCAUUCCCUGCCCCUUCCACGGCCCCGAGGAGCGCCAGCCCAGCCCAGUAGCUGAUGUGGGCUUGGCUGCUGCGGCUGAGGAUGGAGAAGAGUUUCUGCAGGAACCUCGUGAUCCCUUCCCCGUGGCCAGCGAGGCUCUGGGCAUGUCCCGCGGUCCCUGUGCCGGCAGAGCACGGCCAGCCGGGCGGGAUGUGGUGCCCAGAGCCCGCGGGAUCGCACAUCCUCGGCUGGAACACACGGAGCCCAGGGUGCCCGGCCCCAGGGGCACUGCCCGGGGCAUUGCAGAGCCCGGUGCGCACCCGGGAGAUCGGGGCAGCGGGGAAAAGGGAGGCUGA
Messenger RNA from Catharus ustulatus (Swainson's thrush), 810 nucleotides. RefSeq names its product PE-PGRS family protein PE_PGRS5-like. Gene Ontology annotation, cellular component: intermediate filament. Bases 1 to 810 code for a protein of 269 amino acids. Gene Ontology annotation, molecular function: structural constituent of cytoskeleton. Lineage: Eukaryota; Metazoa; Chordata; Aves; Passeriformes; Turdidae. The transcript is spliced from 3 exons. The record is from RefSeq and is a predicted model, not a curated record.